AUGAUACCAGACCCGUUUGGCGGGAUUUCCCAAAGUUUGUGGCCCAACACAGAAACACAGAUGGGCUCAACAAACUGGGACUCGUGGGAUGCAAGGUCCUCCAAUGUCAUGACAUGGCCGCGAGACUGGAGUUCCGCAACAAUGUCACGUGCCACGUCUCCUUUAAUCUCUGCCAGCGACACCUUCCCACUCCCCCACCGGUCAACAGCGUCGCACCAGCCGGCGAUAAUUCCGGGGACCUGGAUAGCGAACACGGAAUCGUCCUUGAGCCGCAGUGUGGCUUUGAUAUGGUCGGGAUGGUUCUCCUUAAGCCAGUCGAGACUCAACGCUGCCGCGGAUUUGCCUGCUGCGUUGAUCCCAAACACUUUGUUGGCGGUGUUAUCCAAUAGAUGGGAUGGAAAGAGCCAAAAUAGCAGUUGCAGCGACAGAACUGUACUUUUGACUGUAGUUCCAGGCGUAGAUAAUGGCGUCUCUGGUGGUGGAGCCGACUGGGUACGAGCUCUGGGCGGUGACACCUCCAAGGUAGAUCGAAGAGGCCUCGGAAGCAGACAGUUUCUUGGACAAAGCAUCGUAGAAGGUGUUGUCGUAGACGGCAGCGGAAAUGGCGUAACCGAUGGAGCUACCAACGGAAGAGAACAGAGACACCAAAGAAAGCAUCAUAGGAAUACCUUCCUUGUCGGAAGCAGCCAUAACGGCCAUCUCCUCGCCAAUAACAAGCAUUCCUCCGGCAAAGGCAAUGAAGAUCUGACACAUGAUGAUGUAACCGAUGUUAGAGGUGUACUCACCACGGAAGUGGAUCAACAAACCACAUCCCAAGAUUUGCAAUGGAAGAGCAAAGAACAGACAAGCGUACUUGAAGUGCUUGGUGAUACGCACGUAAAGACCAAAGAUUGGAGACCAGAAACAAGAACCAACAUUGAAAAUCUCCAACAUGUAACCGGCGUCUCUGACACUCAAGUUGUAAACGAUAAGAACGAAGUUGUAGUAGUACAAAUCCCAGCAGUAGAAACUGAUGUUGUUGACGGCAGCCAAAAUACAAGCUCCAAUGACGGUAGGAUCUCUGAACAACUCGUAUUUGAUGAAGUGAACCUUGGCUCCCCAUUUCUCCCAAGCAGCAAAGACUGGGAACAGGCAGCCACCAAUGAUGAUCAUGGCAAUGAACUUAGCGGAGUGGUAAGUGGCUCUUCCGUAAGUCUGCAGAGAGAAUGGAAGCAAGAGCAGAACGAAGGCAGCCAUGAGGAUGAAAGCACCAACGAUAUCAAACUCGUGGAAGUAGUGCUGGAUGGAUUGCCAGUAAGUUCUGCCAGAGUUGCGUGGUUUGACCACACCGAGCUUGACAGCCUUGAUGUGGUAGUAUUUGAACACACCAGCAAGAGGAAGAAAGACAAACGGCAUCACAAUGGUGAAAAUACCGAAACCCCAUCUCCAAGUAGCUGUUUUCAGGAUGGAUUCUGCAGCGAGAGAACCAGUGAAAGCGGUACAGAUGAAUGGGGUACUGGCGAAAGCGAAAGCGAAAGCCCGGUUUCUAAGACCGCAGGUAUCAGCGAUGAAAAUGUUGAGGAUGAGGUAGAUGGCAUCCAAGUAGACACCAACGAAGACAACGAAUCCCUCGGCACGUCCCCAGAUGUUGAGCAUUUUACCAAUUGGAAGCUUCAAAACACCACCAAUGAUAGUUGCCAAAAUGUUAGCAGUACUAACGGCAGGGGCAGCAAUGAAACUGGCAUAAGCGUAAGGCAUCAUGGUAGUUCCGAUGGUUUGUUGCAGAGCAAGCAUGAAGUAACACACCCAAAUCCAGGCGUAGGUGGUGUAGACAGCCCAUUUAGGCCAGACCAUCAAAGCACCUUCAAUGGCUUGGACACCCUCUGGAGCGUCGGAGCUAACCUCGCUAAUGGAAUCGUCAAGAGCAGCCUCCUUGCCUUCUGGGUCGGAGACGACCACCUUCUCCUCCUCAGGAGCAAUAACGGCCGACGAAAUGUCGUCUAA
This is a messenger RNA of Ogataea philodendri, 1983 nucleotides long. RefSeq lists its product as uncharacterized. The transcript has 4 exons. The coding region runs from base 1 to 1983 and encodes 660 amino acids. The record is from RefSeq and is a predicted model, not a curated record. Lineage: Eukaryota; Fungi; Ascomycota; Pichiomycetes; Pichiales; Pichiaceae.